Messenger RNA from Drosophila serrata, 1692 nucleotides. RefSeq names its product Carbonic anhydrase 3 (gene CAH3). Gene Ontology annotation, cellular component: cytoplasm. Lineage: Eukaryota; Metazoa; Arthropoda; Insecta; Diptera; Drosophilidae. Gene Ontology annotation, molecular function: carbonate dehydratase activity; zinc ion binding. The record is from RefSeq and is a predicted model, not a curated record.
GGCCAGAUAGUAUCUUUAAUCGUUCUCGGUGCGGUCUUAUUGUUGUAAUUUCUAAAUUAAAGUAGCAGUGCGUUCCGCUUUUCUGCGCUCUUCUCUUGCCGCAAAGAGGUAUCUCAACGUUUCGUGUUUAUUUGUUCCGUUCGCUGCCUGUUGUUGUUUUUUUUUGUUGCCUCCAAAUGCGUUUCUUGUGUCAGUGUUGUUGUGUGUGAAAAGAAGCGCAAAAGCAAAUGCGAGUCAAUGUUAAAUUCAAAUUGGCAGAGGACAGCAGCUGAAAGCGACGAUCAACGGAGGCUCAGUAAAUCAACAGGUGCUCACAUAAUUUUGGGUGCAGUGACUUAGAGGAGGUGCAUCAGUGCAGCAUCAGCAGUUGUUGUUGUGGAGGCGUGCGUCAAAUUUUGGAGGCGCCGGCCGGCAUAGAGAACUUUUCCGAGACGCGAGCGCCCAGCGGAGCAGUCGCCACCACGACGUCGACGUCGCCGCCGCCGCUGCCGCGAGCUGCGCUGCUGUCAACCCACUUGGACGCCAGCGCCGACAACAAUCGCGGGCGUGUCUACAAGCUCCGGAAGAAGAAAUACCUGGACGCAGCGCACAUAACAUAGGUUGUCGUCGAGGUGGAGCUAUCGUGGAUUUAAUUGGUGCUAUAGCAAACGGAAUCGGAAUCGGAAACAGAAUUGGAGUUGGAGUUGGAUUUGGAGACGGAGACGGUGCUAGGAGUUCAGGAAACGGAAACAGGAUUUCCAAACACCAGUCCCAGGAGGAUUCAGUCAGCCCAAACAGAUCAACAACAGACACUACAGAGAGAUAGAAAGCAAUGCCAGUACAAUCCCCCAUCGAGAUCAGCAAUCGUGCAAUCGAGCACAUUGACGAUGUGGAUCCCCUGGAAUAUCAUGGUCACUGGGAGCCGGUGGGUGUGGCAAGGGUCCAAAAUACCGGCACCUCGGCAAUGGUAACUUUCAGCAAACGAAAGCAACAACCAUAUAUUAUCGGUGGUGCCUUGGACACGGACAUGUAUGUGUUCGAGCAGUUGCACUUUCACUGGUCCGACAGCGACGAAUCCGGCUGCGAGCAUACGCUGGAGGGUAUGAAGUACUCAAUGGAGGCGCAUGCCGUUCACUACAAUGCCAAGUACAAGGAUUUUGCCGAGGCCAAGAAUAAACCCGAUGGCCUGGCCGUGGUGGCCUUCUUCAUUCAGGCGUGCGGAGAAAAGGAUUGUCCGGAGUUUAAGAAGAUCACGGAGGGUAUACGCAAUGUGCAGAAGAUCCAAACAAGUGCAUCGCUGGAUUCCGAUUGCCUGUCAUGGAUUGGUCUACAGGAGUUGAGCAAGCAUUAUUAUACCUACAAGGGUUCGCUUACAACGGCGCCGUACUUUGAGAGUGUCACCUGGAUUAUAUACCGCACACCCAUCUAUGUGUCGCGGGGCCAGGUGAGCGUUUUUCGCAAUUUGCAAUCGUGUCCCAAAGAUGAGUCCAAAAAGAUAGUCAACAAUUAUCGUGAGAUUCAGCGUCCGCACAAGGAUCCGGAAAUCUUUUUCGCUCGCAAUACAAAUCCAAAGUCCAAAUUAUGAUGUGCUUGUUGGCGCCGAACUCUACCCUCUCUCCAACGCUCCUUUCCAUCCGUUUUGCCUGUGAAAUCGUGGAUUCCUAUCCAAAAUCUAUAUCUUUAUAUAUAUAUCUGUCUAUGGUUUUAUUCUAA